UGCUGCUUCGCGCGCCCCGACAAAAGCUAAUACAACACGACCUCACGACCUCUUGGGCACUUGGCCGCAUUGCUUGACUGGGUAGCACUGACAGCGACGCCCGGGAAUCGUCAUUAUCCGUUCCGGCCGUGAGGUAAAACCUCGUGUUUCUGCUGACUUGCAGAUCAUAAAAUAAUUCAGUGCGGCACAGAUCAGCAAUACAAACUAAACCUCAGACGAAGAGAUAUUCGUUUCAUGGUGUGUACUCCGUGCUUUGAAAUCUUCUUUUCAUCGAAGGGAAGCUCUUUAUCCCCCCUUAGUCACUAUCACAUGCCCCUGUCAACGGUCGAGAUCUAUCUGAUGCGCUGUUAUAGUAGUCUUGCAACCAGUAGAUCGCAAGUCAUGCAACUUAAUUCAUAAGUUAGCUUUCUAUAUCUCGUAUUGCCGUGUUUUUCUUUGACCCGCGUAUUGCAGUGGUUUUAAUAACAAUAUACUUGUUUAUUGUAGUUGCUACAAGUGCUUGGCUAGUUGUUUUGUUUCCAAUCAUAGGUUUAAAAAAACAAGAUGGUAUGCUACAGAUCUUUUGGCGGAAAAGAUAGGAACAUUUUUUUUGUUCUACAGCUAUCGUUGUACAACAUAUUUUAAUUCACUCUGGCUAUCAAAUAGAAAAUUUCUUUUGUAGUUUUGUUUGUCUCAGAAGAUUUCAGAGUGCACACAUCACAGCAGCCGUGACUUUUAGUACUGCCUUUGAUUUAUUAUAAGUGCCACUGAUUAAGUACAAAGUUGUACUGUAAAAUACUUCCCCAUUUCACAAAGGUUGGCGUAUUUUGUUUCGUUAAGACAAAGCUUUCACCAAUUAAAACUCUAUUGAUAUGCGUUUUUUCAUACAUGAAAUUUAUAUUAAUGUAUUCGUCUUUAAAAGUUCUUACUAAUGAUCAUGACUUCGUCUCAUAUAACUUACUCCCUCCGUUCCACAACUCUUAUCAAAAUAUUACAUGUAUCUAGACGUGUUUUGGGAAUAGAUAGAUCCAUUUUUGGCAAAUUUGGGACAAAAUUUAUGAAACGGAAGGAAUACAUAUUAAUAGAGUAAUUUUUGGUCAAAAUUUUGUCUUAACAAAACAAAAUACGUCAACUUUGUGAAACGGAGGAGCAGUUUAUUUCUGCUUUCGGACAAAUCACCUUUAUUUAUAUAGCCGAAGUGAGGAACGAAAUUAUUAAUAUUAAAAUGGAGACUUGUCUGCCAAUCCAUUAAAGUCGAUAAUCACCAUCAUUGCGUGGAAGCUAACGACUGAUUGUUCUCCAUUCAAUUAAUUUUUCUUGGCUUGUGUUCCCAAACGGAAAAAAGAGGCGAGCUUGCAGAGGGGAUAAACUCCAAGGAACAUCCCUCUCAAUCCCACUGUUCUUCCAUGGAUUCUUCCAGGUGAGAAUUAAGGAAAGGAAUCGCAUCCCUCCCGCGCAUCUCGCGUGUGUGAUGCGCGUAUCCUCGACUGCGGCGCUGCGGCGAUGGAUUUUCCGUGGCUGGACCUGCCCUUCACCUUCCUGACGCUGCUCCUCGCGACCCGGCUCGCCUACGACUACUACGGCGUCGUCGCCGCGACCUUCGCCGGCAGCUUCUCCCUCCAGAUCUUCCUCUUCUACUGCUUCGCCCGCUGGUACCGCUACACCAUGGACGCGCGCGCCGAUCUGCAGGCCCCGUCGACGUCGUCGCGGCAGCAUGACGACGACGACCCGCCCGUCCUGACGCCGCUGGUGGAGACGACGGCUGCGGCAGGAGCUGGCGCGGCCGCUGCCGCGGGCGCCUUGCUUGCCAACCGGUGCCUGGCCUUCUUGUUCAUGGUGUUCGUCCCGCUGAUCAUCGUCGUCUUCGAGCGGAGCCAGGCGGACGUCGUGGCCUACGCGCUCUGCCUGGCCAACAUCGUCGUCAUGGUCGUCUGGCUCUCGCCGACCUCGGCGAGCAGCUCGAUGUCGGCCGCCAAGUCGUUCCUGAGGCUCAGCGACGACGAGGACGACGACAGCGGCAGCGGCAGCGGCGGGGCCGGCGCCGAGGACGACAAGUGCUGCGUCUGCCUCGGCAGCAUGCGGGAAGAGCAGGCGCUCCGGGACCUGCCGCGGUGCGGGCACCGGUUCCACGACAAGUGCAUCGGCAAAUGGCUCAAGGGGCACCCGACGUGCCCGGUGUGCCGGGCGUUCGCCGUGCCGCCGCCGGUCGGGUACACCGAUGACUCUGUUAGCCCUGUCUAGCUUUGUUACUGUUCUGCAUCCACAGUUUAACCAAAGAAAAUCAAACGCUUGUAAUGGUUAAUAGUUGGGGAAUUUCUUGAUGAUGUGAUUUUGUGACGAAUUGUUUGUGUCUACCGGAAAUGUUAGUUGUACCAGAAAAGUAGUAACCUGUAAAAAGGAUUGUCCUGCAAAAAGAAAAAUAUAGAAAUGGUUGCAACUUUUUCUCCCGCUGAA
Molecule: messenger RNA, 2433 nt
Organism: Brachypodium distachyon (stiff brome)
Lineage: Eukaryota; Viridiplantae; Streptophyta; Magnoliopsida; Poales; Poaceae
Product: E3 ubiquitin-protein ligase Os06g0535400
Exons: 2
Coding region: 1483-2220 (245 amino acids)
Biological process (GO): protein ubiquitination
Source: RefSeq, a predicted model, not a curated record